UAAAUGAAAAAUCAAUUGAGGCGUGUAGGCAGGCCAACCCUUGGGAUCAAGGUUUGAGUGUCUGGCAACAGUUUGCAGCCUGGGAAGCAGGGAAAGUUUGCUGAGCUCCCCUCCCCUGGGCCCUAAGCUCUCUCGGUGCGCUGCGUCCUGACGCGGUGAGCUCUCUGCAGCUGCUCCCCACCAUGAUCCCCGCCGCUGGGCUUUGUUCCCCGGUCCUUCGGAGAAGCACGGCGCUCUCCGCAGCUCUGAGGGUUUUCCGGACACCAUGGACCCGUCAGCCCGGAUUUCCCGCUGCCUCUCGGGGCAUCCACGUGGAUUCUCCGCCCGUCGUCCCCACUCUGACCACCAGCUACGUCCACGGCACGUCCUCCACGUCGCUGCUCCACGACACGGUCGCAGAGGCCCUGCAGAGGACGGUGGAGCGCUGGCCCGACAGGGAGGCCGUGGCCUUUCUGGAAGACGGAGUCCGCAAAACCUUUGCAGAGUUUCAACAAGACGUGGACCAGGCUGCUGCAGGACUUCUGGCUCUUGGGCUCAGGAAAGGAGACCGGCUCGGGAUGUGGGGGCCGAACACUUAUGAAUGGGUCGUGUUUCAGUUUGCAACAGCCAAAGCUGGGAUCAUACAGGUUUCUGUAAACCCUGCAUACCAACAGAAGGAGGUGGAGUUGGCCUUAAGGAAGGUUGGCUGUAAAGCUGUUGUUUGCCCUACAGAGUUUAAGACUCAGAAGUACUGCGACAUGUUGAUGAAGAUCUGUCCUGAAAUCGGGUCGUCCACCCCGGGAGACAUCAAGAGCGCCAGACUCCCAGAGCUUCGCUCCGUGAUCCUCCUGGACAGCCGGCAGCCAGGAAUGUUUCACUUUGAGGACGUGAUGCAGGCCGCGGGCAGCCAGCAUGUGAAGGAGCUGCAGGAUCUGCAGAAGAAACUCUCCUUUGAUGACCCCAUAAACAUCCAGUUCACCUCGGGUACAACUGGAGCACCUAAAGGUGCCACUCUUUCACAUCACAACAUAGUCAACAAUGCCUACUUUGUUGGGAAAAGAGUCGGAUACACCUGGAAGCCCCACACUCGUGUCUGCGUGCCCGUGCCGCUGUACCACUGCUUCGGCUCUGUCGGUGGAGGGAUUGCUAUGGCGGUGCACGGCCUCACCCUGGUCUUCCCCUCUGCAGGGUACAACGGAAAGGCCAACCUCGAAGCAAUGCAGAGUGAGAGGUGCACCUACAUCUACGGGACUCCCACCAUGUAUGUUGACAUGCUUAACCAGCCGGAUUUUGCUAAAUAUGACUUGUCAUCCGUAGAGGGGGGCCUCAUGGCUGGCUCCCCGUGCCCCCCAGAGCUGGUGAAGAAAGUGGUGACUGUAAUGGGGAUCAAAGAAAUAACAAUAGGAUACGGCACCACGGAGAACAGCCCCGUGACGUUCCUCGGAAAUCCCCUGGACAACAUGGAGAGGAAGUGCGAGACCAUUGGCUACAUCAUCGACCACGUGGAGGCUAAAAUAGUAAACCCUACAACUGGCCAUAUCAUGCCUCUGGGGAUGAAGGGGGAGAUAAUGGUGAGAGGAUACUGCGUGAUGCUGGAGUACUGGCUCGAGCAGGCUAAAACAGAGGAGUGCAUUUCUAAAGACGGCUGGUAUAAAACCGGAGACAUCGGCAGCUUGGACGCUUACGGCUACUGCAAGAUCGACGGCAGGAUUAAAGACAUGAUCAUCCGAGGAGGGGAGAACAUUUACCCGGCAGAGAUUGAGCAGUUCCUCCACACACAUCCCAAAGUGAAGGAGGCACAGGUGGUUGGAGUCAACGAUCCCCGCAUGGGGGAGGAAGUCUGUGCCUGCAUCAAACUGGUGGACGGCCAGGAGUGCACAGCAGAGGAGAUCAAAGCUUACUGCAAAGGACAGAUCGCUCACUUCAAGAUCCCUCGCUACAUCCUCUUUUUGACCGGCUUCCCGCUCACCGUUACCGGAAAGAUCCAGAAGAACAAACUACGCGAGGAGGCUGAGAGGCAGCUCGGCUGAAGGAGGGGAAAUGACAGUCCUCCCUCACGAAUGGAUAAAAUUCAAUUACUGUUUUCAGUAUAUAAACUGUAUAUGACUUGUAUACCAGAAACUACAAUUUGGAUUAACCCAACCGGCCAUCACCAGCAGAUAAAAUGUCUGGAGAAGUAACUCCAACAGACAGCCUAAGCCUUCGGUGGACGAGUGAUGGGCAGGUAUGAGGCCGCAAAUCUUUACGCUGUGAUUAGAGGGUCAAGAAUGAAAUAACACCGUCCUGCUGCUUUAAGCUCGUACAAGAGAGACACAUUGAUCCGUUUUGGAAGAUGUUACAACAGGGACCCAUUUUGCUGCUUAACGAUUUACAGAUUCGGAUCUGGGUUGAUCACAUCAGAGGAAUCAGGAUGCAACAUAUAAGCUGGUGAUUUUAGUAUUUACGGGUGAUUUGUGUUUUUAAACAUGCAGCAGUUUGAUUUUGCUCUGAGCAUGCCUCAUGUAGGCGUAGAACCUGUUCACUUGUCCUCCUCAGUUUUUAUACAGCAAAAAGCUACAAAUCUAUUGUUUUUUUUUUUUAAAUGGAAAUUUAAAAUAAACUAUAUUAAAGCCAGA
Molecule: messenger RNA, 2594 nt
Organism: Fundulus heteroclitus (mummichog)
Lineage: Eukaryota; Metazoa; Chordata; Actinopteri; Cyprinodontiformes; Fundulidae
Gene: acsf2
Product: acyl-CoA synthetase family member 2
Exons: 16
Coding region: 183-2009 (608 amino acids)
Biological process (GO): fatty acid metabolic process
Molecular function (GO): medium-chain fatty acid-CoA ligase activity
Source: RefSeq, a predicted model, not a curated record